UAAACAAGCUAACUCCCGCCAUUUACCACUGUGAGAGAAAUGGAGAUUUUGAGAGAGCAACCGAAGAGCCACUCAGAUGAAUCGUUCAAACUCGCGAUCGCAAUGGCACUCGUCCGAUCAAAGCUUCUCCACAAGCCUCCGGCAGCAACACCGGCUCCGCCUUCUUCCUCCACCGCCGCCGUUCCUCAACCUGCCGCCGCAGCUUCUUCUUCCUGCGCGCCUCUUUCUCAUUCCGAUGAUGCUGUUAAAUGGAAACAAAAAGCAAAAGAGCGUAAACGAGAAAUUCUCAGGCUCAAGGAGGAUCUCAAAGUAGCCGAAGAUGGUUCACAGUGUGAUAUAUUUCCAAAAAGUGCAUCAUGCAAGUGUUAUUUCUUUGAUAAGUUGGGAUUAUUGAGUCCUAAGAAAAUUGGAGCUGGUUCUGACCAACGGUUCAGUGAUGUGUUGCGGAGAAGAUUUCUCAGACAAGUAAGGAUUAAGGAGAGAAAGAGGAGAAGACCAGAUGAUUCCUUACUUCACCGCAUUUCAGAACAUGACAAUGAAAAUAAUGUUGAGCAACUGAGUGCUUCAGUUGAUUUUCUUUUGGAGCUUUGUGACACUAUUUCUCCUCAAAGUUUGGAGGAAGGUAAUUUUAAGAACUGGUGCCACCAAGCCGUGGACUUUAUUCUUGGUACACUGGCUACAAUGUCACCAACUGAAAGAAACAGAGAACCCGUGGAAGGCAUUAUCAACAGUUUAAUCAUGCGUUUAUUGAGAAGAAUGUGCAGUGCUUUGCAUAGAGAUGACUCUCAUCACUUUGACGCUGAUGUUCAGUUCUAUAUUCAACAUUUGAUGCGUAAGGUCGGAAAUGAGGCUUUUGUCGGCCAGCGUCUAAUAUUUGCAGUUUCUCAAAGGAUUUCUGCAAUGGCAGAAAGUUUGCUUUUCAUGGAUCCAUUUGAUGAUGCCUUUCCAAGUAUGCAUAAUUCUAUGUACAUGAUGAUUCAGCUUAUUGAAUUUCUGGUUUCAGAUUAUUUGUUAACCUGGUCAAAAGGUGGAGAUUUCGACAUAAGGCUUUUUGAAGAAUGGGUUGUAUCAAUUCUCCUCGGAAGAAAAGCAUUGGAACUUCUAGAAAACAGGAAUUCUCUUUAUGUCCUGUACAUAGAUCGUGUAAUCGGAGUUGUGGCCAAGCAAGUGGGACAGUUGUCAUUUCUGCAAAAGCUAAGCCCACAGAUUCUUGAGAACUUGUUUAGCUAAGCACUGAUCUGCAGCUUUUCCCUUGUGAACUGACAACUGACAAAGUGGCUUUAUAUUCAAAGGCAUCGACGGAAUUGUUGCUUUUGACGUGUAAGUUGUAAUACAUGUUACAAUUUCUCUCUUUUUAAUUAGCAAAUGGUAUUAUAAGA
Solanum tuberosum (potato) is the source of this 1379-nucleotide messenger RNA. RefSeq lists its product as uncharacterized. NCBI's taxonomy places the organism in Eukaryota, Viridiplantae, Streptophyta, Magnoliopsida, Solanales, Solanaceae. Gene Ontology annotation, biological process: meiotic DNA double-strand break formation; chromosome segregation; male meiotic nuclear division. The transcript has 11 exons. The record is from RefSeq and is a predicted model, not a curated record. Bases 40 to 1230 code for a protein of 396 amino acids.